This is a messenger RNA of Schizosaccharomyces octosporus yFS286, 4783 nucleotides long. RefSeq names its product UDP-glucose-glycoprotein glucosyltransferase Gpt1. Gene Ontology annotation, molecular function: UDP-glucose:glycoprotein glucosyltransferase activity. NCBI's taxonomy places the organism in Eukaryota, Fungi, Ascomycota, Schizosaccharomycetes, Schizosaccharomycetales, Schizosaccharomycetaceae. Gene Ontology annotation, cellular component: endoplasmic reticulum. The record is from RefSeq and is a predicted model, not a curated record. Bases 21 to 4496 code for a protein of 1491 amino acids. The transcript has a single exon.
UUUACAUUUCUCAUUUACUCAUGAUGAUCUCAAACAAGUCUCGCAGGUACAUAAUCAGCACUACAUUCAUCCAAAAUACGCUCAUACUCAGCCAUUACCUGAAGAGUAUUUUUCUGGAUACUCUUAAGAACCUUUUUGGCAAAAUGAGAUGGAAUAAAUGGUUAACAUUCGUUCCUUUUCUUUCUCUCUGUUUUGCUGCCAAGCCUAUUGACGUUAAGGUAUCCACAGCAUUCAGCAAGCCCUCGUUUGUAGCUCUAUUAGCCGAAUCUUUACAUGAAGAGAAUAGAGAUAGUUUUCUUUGGUUUUUAGACAACCUACCUUCAAUUAGAAAGGAUGACUUGAUAACCGAUGAGCAAUUAUAUAACCUCACGGUUGAAUCCCUAAAGGCCGAUAAAAUACUAUCCCAAGAGGAAUUAACUACAUUUUCUUAUUCAGUCGCAUUAUUAAGUGGUGCUCCAAAGCUGGCUGCUUUUAGCAGCAUUGUUUCGUCUCAUGCUGAAGAUUGUAACACUUUCCUUGUAUUAAACGAACAAACGAAUCUUUGUUUUUCUGAUCUACCUGAAGAGUCUCUUAUAUUUUCCGAGAAUUAUCAACCUAGUCCCCUUGAUUAUAAAGUUAUAGGAGAUAAUUUAUCAGAAGGGCUUCCAGUCGCUGUCAUAGUUUCCGAUUUUGGAGUUGAUUUAGACAAGUUCCACAAACUCUACUCAUCCCUCGCGAAAAACAAAAAAUGUAACUACAUUUUACGCUACGCACCUUCGCAGGACACUGAGUUAGAGAAACUUUAUGUGAGCAGUUUCGGAGCUCAUGCUUCUCUAAAGCGUACCGACUAUCUAGUAAUGGAUGAUCGGGAAAUACCCAUGUCUUCUAAUGAAAACAAUACCUCUAGGAUUGAUAAAUCUAAGAAGAAAAAAGAAGUUCUCUUUGACUUAGAUUCCGAUGAACUGGAAACCGUCACUCAGAAUGAGAUUGCUAGUUUGGAUCUGUUGGCAUCAGAAGCCAUUAUUAAUAGCAGAAACCCUUUGAUGACAUUUAAGCUCCUUUCUCAGGAUUUCCCCAUGUAUGCUCAGCAUCUAGUGUCAAAGGUCAGUAUUAGUGAUGAUCUUAUCGAAGACGUCAAUCAUCUUCAAUCUCAAGCUAUACCUGAAGGGAAAAAUGCUAUUUGGCUAAAUGGAAUUUCAAUUGAUCUUGAGGAAACAGAUGCCUUCAGCAUUCUUUCGUGGUUGCGUAAAGAGCGUCGCAUUUUAUCAGGCUUUCAAAAGUUAGGGAUAGAGCCUUCGAAGGCUUCAAAAGUCUUAUCUAGUGAGCAAUUUGACGUUACAGAAGCCCAAUUUAAGUUCUUCCGCUUCCACUCCCAGGAUGACUUGGAAGACAAUAAGGCAAUUUUUUGGAUGAACGAAGUUGAGACUGACACACGGUAUAGUAAAUGGCCCAAGAGUAAUAUGCAAUUGUUGACUCCGAUUUACCCAGGUCAAUUACACCUUUUACGGAAGCAAUUACAUACUGUUAUAUAUCCAAUUUUCCCUUCUAGUGACUCUUCCAUUUCACUGCUUUCCGAGCUUGUUCAGUUUUCUCGUCGACCUUCUCCUGUUCAAACUGGGCUUGUUUGUGUAGCACCUGAAGAGGAUGAAUUUGGCAAGACGAUUUGUCGUGCAUUCCAUUAUGUUGCUAGAACAAAUUCAAAGCCAAGUGCACUUAAGUUUUUGUUUAAGUGUCUUGCCGGUGAUCCAUCUGCGGGUGCUUGGGCUCUUGUUGAAGAACAUAUGCCCGUUGAAGACUACGAUGAAGAAACUUUCCAUAAAAUAAAGACAUCAUUAAAUUCCAAUAUUUACGAUACGAUUUUAUCAAAGAGCUUUCAGUGGAGUUCACGCUUAGGUUUAGAUCCAGAAAGUCAGGAAGUUAUUGUUAACGGACGAAUAAUUGCCCAUGAUGAAAAUUAUGACAGUAACAUGUACAGCAUAUUUAUCGAAGAUAUCCCGGAAAUCCAGUUGGCUGUAGCUCAAGAAAUGGUCUCUGAGGAAGAAAACUUAUUGGAUUAUCUCCUAAAAGAUGCACCGCAUACUCGCAAUCCUUUAAUUUAUCCUUCUUCAAAAUCUAAAAUAAAGCAAGUUGAUAUGCUUAACCUUUUAGACGACACAGGCUAUACCCAUUCUGAUCUAUUGACCAUCGGCGAUAAAAAAGCGAAAUACUCAAUUUGGUUGGUUACAGAUUUCGCUUCUGAAGAAGGAUUAGAAUUAACCACAACGCUGGCUGAAGCAGUUUCAAAGUUUGAAAGCAGUAACCUGGUUUUGGUUCAAUCUGACUUAGAAAACGAAUUGCCAGCGUUAAUUACUCAACUUAGCUCUUCUUCCCACCAUACAACUGAACAUCUUUUAAAAGUAUUGAACAAAAACACGAAGAAAAAGCAAUCAAAAUUAACGUGUAAAGUGAAAUCUAAACUGGCUAAAUAUUCAGAAGCAUCCAAAGCAGUUGUUGCGAAAAUCAAUAAUCCCAGUCAAUCGGUAUUGAUACUAAACGGAAGGUUGAUCAAUUCAAUUUCUGUUGACAAGUUAGGAGUGCAAGAUCUUGAAAUGCUACUCUCUCAUGAAAAAAGCAACUAUAUAGACAAACUUGAUAAUGCUCUUGUGAACGCUACUGAAUUAAAAAAGAAAGGAAUUUUACCUUUUGUUAGCUCAUAUCUAAAGAAGCUGGAAUUUGAUUAUGUGCGUGGCUCCGUUCCAGGACAUGAAAAGGCUAUGUUCCCUAGAGAUAAUUUCCACAGCCAGCUGCCACCUAGUUCCUUAACAAUAGGAACGGAUAAUUUCGACUCCUGCACUUACCAUUUUGUUGCCAUUUUAGAUCCCUUGUCUAAGGCAUCCCAAAAGUGGUCUGCUAUACUUGAAUCCAUUUCUCAUUUGGAUGGGGUCGGGGUUCGUAUUUAUUUAAAUCCGUCAAAAGGCCUUUCUGAUUUCCCUCUUUCCAGAUUCUAUAGGUAUUCCAUUGAACACGAACCUGUUUUCCGUUACGACGGUAAAUUCAAAGAUUCAGGUGUAGAAUUUGAUAAACUUCCGGCAGAGACUCUACUUACUAUGGACAUUGAAUCUCGUGAUACGUGGGUUGUAAUGCAAGAGGAAGUUGACAUUGAUCUGUAUAAUAUUAAAUUGGAACACACAUCAUCUGAGGUACUUGUUGAGCCUAUUUCAGCGGUUUAUGAACUCAAGAAUAUCCUUAUACAAGGAUUCUCUCAAGAGGAGAAUGUGAAAAGUCCACCUCGUGGAAUGCAGUUAGCAUUGGAGACAACUAAGCACGAACAUUUUACUGACACUAUCAUUCUUGCUAAUCUGGGUUACUUUCAACUGAAAGCUAAUCCCGGUAUUUGGAAUUUGAAACCGUUACCUGGUCGUUCAUCUCAGUUUUAUACUAUUACGACACUGAAUAGGCUGGAUUCUGGUAAAGAAAAGCAGGUGGUUUUAGAUAGCUUUGAAGGGGCCACUUUAUAUCCCGUGAUGCGAAGGAAUCCUGGUUUUGAAUCUUCCGAUAUAUUAGACGAAGAUAUGAGUCCACAGAGAUUUUUCGACAAAAUGAAAAAGAAACUUAAUUUCUUUAAAAACAAAAACAAAGAUCCAACCAUCAACAUUUUCUCUGUUGCCAGCGGACAUCUGUAUGAACGUUUUAUGUAUAUCAUGACGAAGAGUGUGAUGCAGCAUACUAAUAAAAAAGUGAAGUUUUGGUUUAUCGAAAACUUUCUUUCCCCUUCUUUUAAGCAUUCGAUUCCAGUCUUGGCGAAUGAGUACGGAUUCGAAUACGAAUACGUAACAUACAAUUGGCCAGAAUGGUUAAGAAAGCAGGACGAGAAACAAAGAGAAAUAUGGGGAUAUAAAAUAUUAUUUUUGGAUGUCUUGUUUCCACUCGAUCUUCAUAAAGUUAUUUUUGUGGAUGCCGAUCAGAUAGUCCGUGCGGAUUUACAGGAGUUAAUGGACAUGGAUUUGCAAGGAGCGCCAUAUGGAUAUACUCCCAUGUGCGAUUCUCGCGAAGAAAUGGAAGGUUUCCGUUUCUGGAAGCAAGGUUAUUGGAAAAAGUUUUUGCGUGGUCUUAAAUACCAUAUAAGCGCUCUUUACGUCGUUGAUCUUGAUCGUUUUCGUAAAAUGAGUGCAGGAGAUUUACUUCGUAGACAAUACCAAUUAUUGUCAGCCGACCCAAACUCAUUGUCAAAUUUGGAUCAAGAUUUACCCAACAACCUCCAACAUCUCAUUCCGAUCCACUCACUUCCUCAAGAAUGGCUUUGGUGCGAGACAUGGUGUGAUGAUCAGAGUCUGAAAAAAGCCAAAACGAUUGAUUUGUGCCAAAAUCCAUUAACCAAGGAAAAGAAACUUGAUCGAGCUCGUCGCCAGGUGAGCGAAUGGACGACGUAUGACAAUGAAAUUUCAGCGAUGCUUCGGAAUGCUGAAGAAUCUCGACUUGCCUUUACAUCUCCUGUUCAGGAUCUACCAGAUAACAAUAAGGAGACAGAUGAGCUAUAAACCGCGGUUAUGUUUUAUUUAUAUUUAUUCCAGUACUCGUUCCUUACAAAUCGAAAUCACCAAGCCUUCAUUAAAUUGUUAAUAUGACAUGAAAAUGAAUAUCACAAAUAUCAAAAAGGAUAAAAACCGGAACGUGAACGUAAGAAUCAAGUUUUUUUAUUAUAAGAAUUAAAUAUAUUCACAAUAUUUUUGGUUUACCCUAUAAAGAAGCCUAUCCUUCAAUACUUUGCCUUCCUUUUGAAGCAUAUCUUAUUUAAUUCUCUCUUUUACUCGCUAGAAAUUUUCGA